Molecule: messenger RNA, 1565 nt
Organism: Daldinia caldariorum
Lineage: Eukaryota; Fungi; Ascomycota; Sordariomycetes; Xylariales; Hypoxylaceae
Product: xylose isomerase-like protein
Exons: 3
Coding region: 346-1230 (294 amino acids)
Source: RefSeq, a predicted model, not a curated record
UAAUUUUUAAACAAACGUUAGGUAAGCAACCUGGUAGAUAUAUCACUUAUGGUGUUAUUUUGAAGUCUCUAUUGCUUUGUCCAAGAUAAAAAAAGUGAGGUCGGUGAUAUUUACAUACAGGCUACGUAGGUCUUAUGUGGGAGUGAUUGCUCUGCGUUCGUUGACGUCAUCGGAUCCGAGAUCCAAUAACAAGAUAUAACUACAACAAAUCUACCAAUAGACUACCAGGGCUCGAAAAUCCCAACAUGUUAUGCUACCUGCAGCAUCGGACAUAAGGAGUCUCAUACGCUUCCCUUGAAGCUUAAGGCCAUAGCAGACGCUGGUUUUGACGCCAUCGAACUAUCUAUGCCAGAUAUUUUGGCAUAUGGUAAGAUGCUCCAUAGUCGAGAACCAGACCCCAAAGACUAUGACGCACUUGUGGAGGUUGGAAAGGCGAUCAAAACACAAGCGGAAGAGCACAGGCUGAAGGUUUUGAUGCUGCAACCUUUUGCCAACUUCGAAGGGUGGCCGAAAGGCAGCAGCGAGAGGAAGGACGCGUUUGAGCGUGCCGAAGGGUGGAUACGUAUCAUGGAAGCUGUUGGCACGGACAUGUUGCAAGUAGGGUCAUCUGACGCAACCGGGAUAUCAUCCUCGAUCGACGACUUAGCUGGCGACUUGGCCGAACUAGCAGAUAUGUGCGCCGCCAAAGGGUUCCGCAUCGCGUAUGAAAACUGGUGUUGGGCUACGCACGCUCCGAAUUGGAAAGACGUGUGGCGCAUCGUUGAGAAGGCCGAUCGGUCAAAUCUCGGUCUCUGUCUGGAUACCUUCCAAAGCGGCGGCGGCGAGUGGGCGGAUCCGACCACGAAGUCUGGAUUAAUCGAGGGUAUCUCGCGGGAGGAUCUCGAAGCGAGGUGGAAGCAGAGCCUGGCCGAACUCAGCAAAACAAUCCCGCCUGGGAAAAUCUACCUCCUACAGAUCUCGGAUGCGUAUAAGAUGGACCCCCCUAUUGAAGCCGAGCAAAACAAAGAAGGGUUACGACCAAGGGGUCAGUGGAGUCAUGAUUACCGGCCUCUCCCUUACGACGGGGGCUAUCUUCCCGUUGAAGACUUUCUAGGGGCUGUGCUUCAGACUGGGUUCAGAGGCUGGUUGUCGAUUGAAGUAUUUGACGGGAAAGGACCUAACAAGUACUCCGACAUGCUCGAAUGCAGCCAAAAGGCUAUGUCUUCACUUUCCAAGAUGCUGGGUCAAUAAGGUUUGAUGUCGAAGGAGUAAGACUGCUAUGAAUAAACACGAUCAAACAAGCUUGCGCAGACCAGUGAUGCCUAACCGGAACUCACCUAAUAAACAACGAUUUACCUAGGAGAUGCCUUUCCUAAUUCCAAGCACAUAUAAUACAAUUGCAAUCAAAUAUUUCACAGUUGAAGGAUUUCUUAUCUUAUUUGAUGACUGUUAAAGGGAACCUUUUCAAAUAUCACCGCGCCGCGCCGCCCUUCACCCUUUCGCCUAAGUCGGUAGUUGAGAUAUAUGCUUCUUGGGCCUUGGGUGGUCAAAUUGCCGAGGCUUUUUUUUUUUUUUUUUUUUUUUUU